AUGGGCAGAAGGGUCAUGAGGAAGCCGAUGUUACGUAGCCGCGUAGUAACAGAAUUUAAAAGCGGCGGAUUAAAGGAAUAUCAAGAAAAUUACGAAACGAAACAUUACAAAUUGAAAGAAAAUGUAGUAGAUGGAAAUAAAGAAUGUGAUGAAAAAUAUGAAGCAGCACAAUAUGGGUUCAAAGAAAAGUGUCCUUAUGAUGUAGGAAAUUACGGAGAAAACGCUGGACCAGAUAUUUUCGCAUUAAGAAAAAAGUUCCCCUUUGGAAAUGAAAAAAAAAAAAACCAUGAAGAAUAUGGAGAGGACAAGGAUGAUGAAGGCAUCAUAUAUUCCGUAAGAAGCAAAUUGCUAGGUUCAGUAAGUAACUACACGGAUUCAAUUCCCACAACAAAUGAUGGUUAUCCUACCAUGGUAAGGGAAUACCUAGAGGAUGGAAACGGGGUAAUAUAUCCACCCAAAGGGAGAUACCCUGGUAGAUACGUAGAACAUAUGGAACCCGGACACAGAAGACAUCCCCCAAGAGGAAGAGCUCCAGGUAGAUACGUAGAACAUGUGGAACCUCGACAAAGAAGGUAUCCCCCUAGAGGAAGAGCUCCAGGUAGAUACGUAGAACAUGUGGAACCUCGACAAAGAAGGUAUCCCCCUAGAGGAAGAGCUCCAGGUAGAUACGUAGGGCCUGCAGAACAUGUAGCACACGGGCCAGUGAAACAUCCACGAAGGGGUAGAAAACCAGUUAGACCCUUAGAGCAUGCCGAAUUUCAUCCCAGGGGACGACAUCCAAGAGAUAUGAGAAAACUAGGUGCACACCCAGAACAUAGAGAAGUGCAACCAAGGAGAUAUCCCCCAAGAAAGCCGCCAUCAGGCAUAUACGUAGAUUACCCCCAACACGGACCCAGGGUAGUAUACCCUCCAGGAAUUAGGAGACCUGAUGUAUACAUGGGACAAAAGGGGGAUAUGCUAAAAUACGCUUCAUUGGAUGAAGACAUGGAAUACGAGUUAGAGGAUGAGGAGGAAAACUCAAGCGGGGAAGGGAUAAGCCAAGAAGGGGCCAUCAAAGAGGAGAUCAACCAGGAAGAGACAAGCCAAGAGGAGGCAAACCAGGAAGAGACAAGCCAAGAAGAGACAAACCAAGAGCAGGUCAACCAAGAAGAGGCAAACCAAAAAGAGGCAAACCAAAAAGAGGCAAACCAAGAGGAGACAAACCAAGAGGAGAUCAACCAAGAAGAGACAAACCAAGAGCAGGUCAACCAAGAAGAGACAAGCCAAGAAGAGGCAAACCAAGAGGAGGUCAACCAAGAGGAGGUCAACCAAGAAGAGGCAAACCAAGAGGAGGUCAACCAAGAAGAGGCAAACCAAAAAGAGAUAAACAAAGAAGAGAUAAACAAAAAAGAGACAAAGAAAAAAGAGUCAAAGAAAAAAGAGUCAAAGAAAAAAGAGACAAAGAAAAAAGAGACAAAGAAAAAAGAGGCAAAGAAAAAAGAAACAAAGAAAAAAGAGACAAACACAGGAGAGACAAACACAGAAGAGAUAAACAAAGAAGAGACAAACACAGGAGAGACAAACGAAGAAGAGACAAACACAGAAGAGAUAAAAACAGAAGAGAUAAACACAGAAGAGAUAAACACAGAAGAGAUAAACACAGAAGAGAUAAACACAGAAGAGAUAAACACAGAAGAGAUAAACACAGAAGAGAUAAACACAGAAGAGAUAAACACAGAAGAGAUAAACGAUGAAAAUACUAAUGCAGAAGGAAUCCACCAGGAAAAAAAAACAGAUGAAAAAGCAGACGAAAAAACAGAUGUGGAAGAAAAAGAAGAAGUAAACACAAAUGCAGAAAAAACACAGGACACAAUAACAACUCAUGAAAAAAAAGAAGAAAAAAAAAAGGAAGAAAAAAAGAAAGAAAAAAAGAAAGAGAAAAAAAAAGAGAAAAAGAAAGAGAAAAAACAGGAAAAAACGUCUAAAAAAGAGCAGGCAAGUAAGUCCAAAUGGAAUAAAAAAAAAAAGUGA
Molecule: messenger RNA, 2010 nt
Organism: Plasmodium vivax (malaria parasite P. vivax)
Lineage: Eukaryota; Apicomplexa; Aconoidasida; Haemosporida; Plasmodiidae
Product: knob-associated His-rich protein, putative
Exons: 1
Coding region: 1-2010 (669 amino acids)
Source: RefSeq, a predicted model, not a curated record